Sarcophilus harrisii (Tasmanian devil) is the source of this 7459-nucleotide messenger RNA. It is a transcript of the gene BEND7, whose product is annotated as BEN domain containing 7. The record is from RefSeq and is a predicted model, not a curated record. Gene Ontology annotation, molecular function: DNA binding. The transcript is spliced from 9 exons. Bases 568 to 1863 code for a protein of 431 amino acids. Lineage: Eukaryota; Metazoa; Chordata; Mammalia; Dasyuromorphia; Dasyuridae.
GCCGCCGCCUCCCCGGCCACCCAUCGCCGCCUUCGCGCCGCCGCCCUCGCGGGGAAGCUGCAGGGAAAAAGCGCCCGGCGCCUGCCCGCCCCCUUUCCAGCCCUCUGCUCCCGGGGCCGGCCCAGGGCCAGCCCCGGGCCAAGUCCGGCCCUAGCCGAAAGUUGUGGCGGAGGGCGGCGGGCUCGGCUCGGCCGCUUCCUCGCCUGGUCUUCGGGCCGGGGGGCCGGGGUGCGGGGCUGGGGGGCCAGAGCAAAGUGGCAACUUCUCUCGGGGAAGCCUCCAGCCCCGCCCACGCCCGGGUCCGAAAUCGCCCGGAGGGCGGAUUUAUUUUAUCCGUUUAAAUUAUUCUUAUAAUUAUCAAUCCGGCUGAUUCGAGAGACGGACCUUGGUCCUCCUGGCGGCGGCUGCUGUGGCCGGGUGACAAGAGCCGCCGCCGCCUCCUCCUCUUCCACCUCCUCCUCCUCCUCCUUCUCCUCCUCCUCUCCCUCCUCCCUGUUCCUCCCUCUCUCUGUCUCUCCUUCUCUCUCCCCUGCCACAUUCCCUUCCUCCUUCCUUCUCCCGAGCACCAUGGAGUUCUCUGAGAGGAAAAGAAGCAGGAAAUCCCAAAGCUUCAAACUGGUGAACCGAGAUUAUCACCAUGAGAUAUAUAAGGUUUCUGACUUCAGCAAUGAUGUUAAUGGAGAGGCCAAAGAGACACAACCCAUUUUUUUAGGAGAUGAAAGCAUGGAAAUUAAAAAACAAAUUACAGGGAUGAGAAGAUUACUGAAUGACAGUACUGGAAGAAUCUAUCAGCGUGUUGGCAAAGAAGGAGAAAAACUAAAGGAAGAACCCCAAGAUUUAGACUUAGUCUGGGCUCAACGUUUGAAUUCUUCCACUGAGGUCUCACAGAGCCUCCAUCCUUCCCCCGGUGGUACAUGGAAUGAAUUACCAUCCCAAAUUGGCCAAUUCCCAGGCCAAUAUGGAACCCGAUCUAAAACUUUCCAGAGUCAGUCCAAAACUACUGGAGGAGCCAAUGGAGAACUCCCAGUGGUGAAUUCAUCAAUUGGAUCAAACUGCUGUACUUGUAACUGCCAGUCAACCUUGCAGGCCAUUCUUCAAGAACUCAAGACCAUGAGAAAAUUAAUGCAGAUUCAAGCAGUUGGGACUCAAAACAGACAACAGUCCUCAAUUUCCCAUCUAUGCUCCCAGAGAACAGCUGUUUCCCGAAAAAGAAAUAAAAAGAAAAAAGUGCUCCCAAAGAUCACUGAACUUCUUCCUAUAAAUAAGAAGCCCAGUGUAAUAGAGAAUGAAAAGACAGCAGUUACCUCUGAACAAUCUGUUCUCCAAAAAGCUGACCACAUCCCAGCUGAGGAAAAUCAUGUUUUAGGAUUUGGCAUUGUUCUUGAAUCACCAUCUUCAGAUCCAGAAGUACAACUUGCUGAAGGCUUUGAUGUGUUUAUGCCCAAAUCUCAGCUGGACUCUAUAUUGUCAAACUACACUCGCUCAGGAAGUCUUCUCUUUAGAAAAUUGGUGUGUGCAUUUUUUGAUGACAAGACUUUGGCAAACUCCUUGCCCAAUGGAAAGAGGAAAAGAGGACUCAAUGACAACCGGAAAGGACUAGACCAAAAUAUUGUGGGUGCAAUAAAAGUCUUCACAGAAAAAUACUGCACUGCUAACCAUGUGGAUAAACUUCCUGGCCCAAGAGACUGGGUACAGAUACUACAGGAUCAAAUUAAAUUGGCCAGAAGAAGGUUAAAAAGAGGCUCAGCAGAGGUGGCUGACUGUGAUGAAAAACUGGACAGCAUUUCUGUACCACCAACAGGUAAUAUUUUUGAAACCAGAACAGAGAAGAUGGAAGACAUAGAACCAGAUUUCACUGCCUAGACUUUUCAUUUCUGUGGCGUUCAUUAGCAAAUGUUACUCUUUGUUUGGAGAUUUCUCUAAGAUCUGUGUAGGCAUUUCAGGUUACUGCACUAUGUGGAUGUUCUAUAAAGUUUUACCUUCAAGAUUGUUUUCACAUAUUUCCUCUGUAACAUGGACAAUCAAGUCAUCAAAUUGUUUCAAGAUCCUUCAUCUUUAGAAUUGAUUGGUUAUUCUUUGAAAGUCCCAUAUAUUAUCCAAUUAGUUUGGUAUCCAUUGUAACAAGAACAGUUCUCUCUCUGCCUCUCUUACUUUUCCCUUCAUCUCCUCAUGUGAUUGUGCACAGUGUAAUGCUGCAUAUUUAUUUUAACUUAAGUUAUAUAGAUGUAGAAUACAGAUAAAGAAGACUAGCAAUUCUCCUACACUGAGAGCACCCUGCUUCUGAAAGCCAAAAUAAACUUGAUCUCCAUUGGCUUAGAAGAUAAAGAUUUCUUUUGGGGGAUAGACUAGUUCUUAUCUGUUAGAACAAGCUAGCUCUGUUAUCAGUGGAACUAACGUGAGACUUUAGAGCAGAUUAAGUGCUAAUGAUAUAUCUCUGUUCUUCGGGAAAGAAAUAUUUUGAGCAAUAGCAAGUAUUUGUGAGAUUUAGGCUCCCUAUAUAAUGGAAAGGUAACUGAUGGGAAAUUGAAAAUUUUAGCCAAUCUUUAUAAUUAGCCUUCCAAAAACCCAGCACACAACAAUUUCAUGGACUUUUUUAAAAACUAAGUUGCACAUGUCAGUUACUUGAGUGGGCUUCACCUUAGCCACAAAGGCACUUAGUGAAAUAUUCUGUUUUAUUUGAUUUUUAAUAUUGAUAAGCAUCCAGCUUAAGCAAAUCCAAAGUAUUAAAAUCUGCAUUUAUAGAAAAAUAUAAAUUGGCAGAUGGUUAUUCUCUUUACAAAAAUGCUUAUCACAGGAUUCCUUGAGAUAAGUUAAUACACUUAAAAUAGAUUGGACUCACAGUGAGUUUAUUUACUUAUACAUAAUUUUUCAGAAACAUAUCUAUUACAUUAAAGCAAAAUAAAAUUGGAAAUAAAUGUCACUUCUGACACUUUCAUGAAGCAAUCAGAAGGGCUUAAAAAUUAAUCUUAGUUGUUAAGAUGUGGACCCUCCACUUCAUCAAUAAAUAGCUAUGUGGACAGUCUAACAUCUUUUACUAGCGUUUGUUUCAUAGAAUCACAGAAUGUUCAAUAAGCAUUUAUUAAGCACUUACUGUGUGAAUAGGAAUUGUGCUAGGAAUGCAAAAUCAAAAAGGAGAUAACCUUUGAUUUCAAGGAAUUUACCAAUGGUAAGCUAGUAAGAACCACAGACACCAUCCAGGCAUGAGCCCUUUUUUUGUUAUUGAACUGAAGUCAGAGAGGCUAAGUGAUUUAUAUAGCAAGUCAUGUAACUAAUUAGUGGCAGAGCCCACCUAGAACCCAGGUCUCCUGAUUCCUGUUCCAUUGUGCUUUCUACCAGGCCACACUGCAAAAUUAAAGUGAGAUAAGAGGAGAACUCAUAGAUAAACUACUAUUCCAUUUUGAUCAUCAGCCAGUGAACUAAUGUGAGUACUGAGUGUAACUAUAAAGUAAUGAGACUGGUUUUUCCUGUAUAGCUUAUGGAAUCAAUCUUAGUACUUUACAGUCACACCUUGAAUAUUUGUUGGGGGGGGGGGGUGGACUUGCAUUGGAUGAGAUGAUCCAGAGAAAUUGUUUUCAACAUACUUUUUAAUUUUCCUUUUAAAUUUCAGGCAUAAACUUCUGUUCUUAAAUUGAUUUCUUUUAAAAAAAAAUGUAGUCAAUUGGAAAGCUAGAAACAAGGGUCUUUGUUUUUCUGAGACACAUAUUUUGAAAAAUUUGUCUUCUGCCUCCCUGAAGGAAAUAGUUCUCAAUGAAAUCUAAAAGAUUAAUUGGUGACAUUUCAACUCCAUUAAAAUAAAAUUAAUAUGUUGCUAGAGAAGGUGAAAACUGUUGCUUUCGAACCAUGGAAUGUGUUAAAUAUGUACCAUGAACCUUCCAAACUAUUUCUUUCUGAGGCUGGAAUAAUCACUUGUACUAUGACUUGGAAUUUUCAGCCCUUCAGGAGGGGUAGGGGUUGUUGUAGCCCCAAAAUAAUUGCAAUGAAUCUACAAAUUGGAGUUACGUAUUGCAAAAUUGCAACAGUGAAAUGUUUUGUAAAUUUACAUUGUUUUUGUGUUUACCUGCUGUGACUACUGUUCAGACUUUAUUCAGAAAUCUUUUAUAGGCUUUAUUAGCAAAGAAAAAAUCAUUCCAUAUCUAUGGAUAAUGUCUCAAUCUUAUGUACAUAUGUUUUAUUAAUAUGUAAAUAUUUAGAUAUUUUUAAAUUACAAUGUUCUUUAAAACAAAUUCUACAAAGGACUAGUUGUGAAAAUGGUGUAUAACAUUGUGUUGUGAUAUCAAUUCUUGAGAAGCUCCUUAUGUCCGUUCUGAAGAAAACAAUAAAUUACUUUAUUUGAACAUGCAUAUUUCUUGCUUAUGUACCAGAUUUUUGUAUGUGUGAAAAAGAGUUAAAGCUGCCUGUUAAUUAAAAGGUAUCUAUUAGUACUCCUGUAAUUUUGUGCAAGAAGUUAUGUCUCCUUGUGGAGCUGAUAGAAACUAUGUAGAUCACCUCCAAAAUAUGAUUCUUCAAAUGUCAGAAAAUAACAGACUCUGCUUCCCUAUUGGAUCAAUGACUAUAUCAAGUCCCACAAUAACACUUGAGCAUUAAGUGCUGAUAUGCUUGAAGCUUAAUUUUAAAUGAAUUAGGUGGCUUUAUAAUCCUCACUUAAAAGGUCUUAAGCUCUGCUUCUAUGGAAACAACACAUCAUAAGGCCAGACCAAUCUUGGGUAAUGCAAAGUAGUUAAAGCAUACUGUGUGCCCCUCUUUGGACAUAGGAGGGCGUCACCCUGCGACUGCCCAGAAGAAGGGCAAUCACCUCUGUACCUUGAUUUGAAGGACCCCCUUGCUAGAAUAAGUUGAAGCUAAAAGGGAGCUUUCCCUCCUCCCUCACUGAUAAAAAGGGAGCAAGGCCAAAUGAUGGCUCAGAAAAAGAUGAGUCAGCACCCAGGGGCUGGCCAGCUACCAGCCACCAUUUUCCUACUAGCCCCACAGGCUGCCUCUCUCUUCUUUUCCUCUUCAGGGCUGCUGUCUUCAUGUGAACUUCAGGUGGGUAUGGGGGAAGAAGAGAAAGGGUGGACACUGGUGUGCAUUGAAGCUAACAGAGCCUGAGAAGCGGCCCUGCCCGAUGUGCAUCUGGGGUACUCUGUCUCUAACACUACCCCUCAUGGAAUGGACUCAGUGAUGAGGGAGAAAUCUAUAUUCACCUGAAGCAAAGGAACAGAGAGAUAAUUGUCUCGGUAGCUUUUCCAAAAGACAAAACCAUAACUAAAGAAAGAAAUAUUAAGUGAAAUUGUAGGGUGCACCAAGAAGGUUGCAUGUCUUGGACCUUUUUUGAUCACAAAGGGAAACAUGGGGCAUGUGUUGCUAAAAUUUAUUUCAUCCAGUUAAAUCCUGCUCAGCCUUUGAAAAUAUCUCAAAUUAAAGAUGCCUUCAUGAUUAGUAGAUUAGAGCAGACUGCUGAAGGGAACCAGCAACAGAUUCAGCAGUUUGUUAAAAUGUUGGAUCGCUUUGUCAUCUUUCACAUUGUACUCCUAGUAAUACACCAAGGAGCUUAUGCAGUCAGUUAUCUCCUUUGUAGCUAAUAAGAAACACAGAUUGCCACCAAAACAAGAUUCUUUAAAUGUCAGAAACUGUUGGACAAAUUGUUACAUUGCCAGGCUACCAUACUGAGAUUUUUUUUCUGCCAAAUAAUGGAUGAUAAAAUUCCUGCUAUGUGUAGCACUUUCAGGUAGUACUCGCCAAAUCCCUUUAAUUACAAUCUCAGUCAGUUAAAAAAAAAAUUGAACGAACCCUCUGUAUACAGUAUGUCCCCAAAGUCUUAAUGCAGUUAAAAUUCACAUCCUGUGCAUUUAAGAAUUACAUAAUAGCAGUCCUGUUACUAGCAUAUUGUAUACAUUCUAUAACCCUUGCAAAGUAUAAAAAUUAGAUUAAAAAAGAAAUAUAUGUAUAUAUAAUAUUUUAAGUGACAGUGAUAUCUUUGAACAUGCUUCAUUAUUUCAAAAAAAUUCCUAUGUAUGUCUUGGGGGAUAAGAAUAAUUUGUAAAUAACAAUUAUUAGUAAUUGUUCGUUCAAUUUAAUCAGUAUGAAACAUGAAAUCAAUAUGAAACAAGUGGAUUUCCUUUUUAAUCUACUAUUUUUAAAUCAAAAGUUACAUGAUAUACUGAUUAAAAAUAGGUUAUAAUAGCCAAUAAACAUGACUUCAUGCUUCUGUAUACACAUUCACUAUAUUCAAAACAAAAACAAGAAAAUUGACUUUAAGCAAUCAGUUUACCCAGAAUCCUUCUCUCUUCUUUUUUUAAACUGGUGCUAUAUAAUAAAUUGUAACAUAUCCACUAUUUGGGAGGUUUUUUUCACAUGAAUAUGUGGAAUAGUAAGGGGACCAGUUUGACUGAAAUGUAAAGUACUAGAAGGUGACUGGUAUAUGUAUGAAAAAUAGAAUGGACAGACUGUGAAGGCCUUUAAAUGUCAAAUAGAGAACUUAAGUUGGCUCUAGAAUCAAUAGGAAAGCAUUGGCAUUUAAUGAGUAGGGGGACAAUGUGGUCAUUCUUGUACUUAAGGAAAAUCACUUUGGCAGUUGCUUGGAAGAGUAUAUUGUUAUAGAGGUCUGAGACUUAAAUCAGGUCAAUCAAUUAGGAGACUAAUGUAAUAGUUUGUGUAAGGAAAUGAUGAAGAUCUGGUAGUUGGAUGUUUGGAGGAGAGAAGGGGACAGAUUUGAGAGUAAAGAGAUGACGUCAGUGGCAAAGUUCAAAACCUGGUAGGAUGGAUUUGGGAAGAUAGUAAAAUAAUGACCUCUGGAAUGCAGAUUGAAAGUCAUCCAUAGGUGCUCAUAUUCUGCUACUUGGUCUCACCUAAAGUAAAAGAUGGGGAAUUGGAAGGGAGGAGUGGUGGCAGAGACCAUACUAGUUAUUAUCCCUGAGUCCCAAUCCCUGUGCUGCUUUUCUCUCCACUAGAACAAAAGGAGUUUUUCCUGACUGUCCCACACAAGAACCUUGGCGAAUAAUAGUGGAGGUGAUGAUAUCAAUGGUCAGUAAAGGGGAGGAAGCAGUAAGAAAAAUGACUUUUUCAAGAGAAGCAGCCAUGGUGGGAGGUCUAAUAAUAUAGUAACAUUCUAUUCCUUAGCUUCACCUGCUUAACUCCCUGUAUAAGCCCACUUCUGUUCCUAACAGCAAACCAUGAGAAACUUACAUUGGCAGAUCAGCCAAGAAGAUGACAAUACAAGGUGAGUGGAUGGUCACAUUGUGAUUCACAGUAAUGCUGUAGAAUUAUGCUUCAAAACUUACGGGAAAUGUAUGUGAACUUGUUCAUGUGGAUAGUCCCUGCAUCUGUACAGAUCACAAACCAUUCGCGUUUUUGUCCCCAAAGUUCUCUCAUAUUUAAUCCAUAGAGCAUCUGCCAGACAUGCUUAUUGCACUGCUUUAUAGAUCAGGGCUCUUCAAACUAUGGCCACAGGCCAGAUGCAGCAGCUGAGGACGUUUAUCCCCCU